This is a messenger RNA of Morchella sextelata, 5577 nucleotides long. RefSeq lists its product as uncharacterized. The record is from RefSeq and is a predicted model, not a curated record. NCBI's taxonomy places the organism in Eukaryota, Fungi, Ascomycota, Pezizomycetes, Pezizales, Morchellaceae. Gene Ontology annotation, biological process: proteasome assembly. Gene Ontology annotation, molecular function: molecular adaptor activity. Gene Ontology annotation, cellular component: nucleus; cytoplasm. The transcript is spliced from 12 exons. Bases 1 to 5577 code for a protein of 1858 amino acids.
AUGUCGGAGCCUGAUGAAGCAAAAGAACUUCGUCUAUGUAACAACGUAGAGCUCAAGAUUGCGCUCGCUGAAAGUGAUGAUAAGCUCCAGCGUCUUCUCAAUCUUUACCUCGCCCCUCUAUUGUUGAAGCUAGCCAGCCCGCAUGUCAACGUCAGGAAUAAAGUGAUUUCAAUCUGCCAGCAUGUUAAUACUCGUAUUAAAUCGCCCACAUUCCUCCUUCCUGUCGCCGCACUAUUGGGGCAAUUCAAGGAUCCAGAAAUUGGCGGGAAGUAUCCUCUGAUUCGGAACUUUGAUUUGAUGUAUGUCCAGACAGGAAUAGAGCGUCUUCCAGUGUCUGAACGGCUAGCAUUACUACCUCCUUUGCUGAAAGACAUUUCGAAACAUGAUAACCAUGUUCAUCAACGUGCCCUAUUCAACAUCCUUUUAAAGAUAUUGCCGUUCUUUGAACCGCCUCCUAGAGGGACCAAUGAGGAUACCGCCUUAAGAGUGACAGUCGGAUUCGCAGAAAACCCCGAAGACGCAGCAUGGGUGGCGGGCUGGAUCUCAAAACUAAUGCUGCUUAACCUAUCUGUCUUUUCUAUACCCCAAGCCCAGCAGUCAGAAACCCAAAGAUUGUCCUGCCCGGGUUUAUCCCCUGAUGAUUUUGAAUUUCUCACUCUAGGUGGCAAGAGGGAGACUUUCACCCCGUUUUCAGUACUUGCGGAUAUAAAAAGGUCCGUGCUUAAGUUUUUGGCAUCAGGUGCAUUUAUAGAUGGAGAAAGAUUCUUUCCGACUCUUAUCGGUGCUUCGGAUAGUAAUUCAGCUGUUUCGGGGCCUGCCGAAGACAUCUACAAAAGGUCACUCCCAGCCAUUUCUCUAGAUGAUGAAGACGUUGUGGCAAAACUUUACACUCUCUAUUUCGGGUCACCAACGACUGGCAUGCCCGCCGUCAAGGUUGUCCUUCAAGCGCGGAUAGUUGCUUUGUUGGCAAAAAGUUCAACUGCGGUAGAAAUCAAAUGGAAGAAGGAAAUUAUACGCAUUGUUGAAAGUGCGCUAGAAACCGAUUAUCUCAGACUGCGACAGGCUGCCUUUGGUUUUGUCAACUGGGCCUCCCGUAUAGGCGGAGAAGAAGUUAUGGUUGCUGUUGCGGGAGAGGUAGUAGAGAAGGUGCGGUACUGGAUUUUGAGCACUGAUUCUGAAGAUAAUGGCAUUGGCAAUAAUAAUGGAAUCGUGGAUGAGAUAAGGGGGUACGCUUAUGAAUCGCUCGGACUUCUCGCCAAGCGUUCACCCAGAAUCGUGAUCGAGCCAGAAUGGAAAAUUUUGAAAUUUCUUUUUGGAAGAUUGAGAGACGAACACGUUGGGAGUGUAGGCGUAUCAGUUGAGGGGGCGCUAUCGACGCUUCUUCCAGUUAUUGCAAGGGCAAAUAUGGACAGGGAUACUGAAUAUGGUCUGGAAGAACUUAUUGUGGAUCAAAUGGUCGCAAAGAAAGGCCGUAGCACGCGGUUCUCUGCGGUUAGGUAUGCCAAUAGAACCUUGGAAUUUGGGAAUGUUGUAGGGAGAUGGGCCAAUCUGUUGGCCAUUGGGAGAAAAGGGGAAAGAGGGGAGGUAGUUGAAGAGGCCAAGAAAGGACUUCAUCCAUACUAUUAUCGCCUUCUCAACCCAGAGGAGAAGCACCCUGCAUACAGACCCCAAACGUCAGAUGCAAUGGAAGUUGAUGUCGAUAAUCAGAGGGCGUCCAACAAAAAAGACAAAUUUGCAUUUCCAUCUUUUUCCACUAUCCUUGAGUACUUUUUCAACUCUCAGCAUAAUGCUAUCACUUGGGGGCCAGAUGAUCUCCUAGUCGCAAAAUCCAUGCCAUUAGAAGUCUUUUCCGCCGCCCUGGCAUUUGUCCGUAGAGUAGCGUUCAUGGAGGCGCUCGAUGGCGAAGAAAUACUUGUCGAUGAAGAUUGGGAACGCAAACUUGAUACUGCCGUAGAGAGGGAUGAUAAGGUCCGUGAAAAACUACGAGUGUAUUUCCGCCGCCUGUCUAAGGAGAAGCCAGGCACACUCGAGCAAUUUAUGCGCGUUGCAUGGGAAGGGAUGGUAUACGAAGGUAUCGGUGUUGAGGGUGUCAGAGAAGUUUGGGUGGAACUUGUAGGCGUUGUUCCAAAUUCCAUGUUGGAAGAGUUUUCUAGCAAAGUUGGAGGGUUACGGAGGUGUGCCCUCACUGGAAUGAAGUCCGAAGGUCGUGCAACUGCUGCGCGUGCUUUGGGACUUCUGGGGAGCCAUCCUACCGUUGACCUGUCAGUAUUAAAUGCACUGCUCUCCGAAAUGGCGGAUGGUGCAGAGAGCUGGGAGAGGGUCGGAGGACAAGAGCUUAACCGUGUCCAUGGUGGCAUUCUGGCAUUGGGGUAUCUUCUUGCACGACUAAGCUUGCGUGGAAGGCUAGACGUCCUGGACUCCGAGACAAUCACCCGUUGUAUCGAUGUAAUAAUCGCUGCACUACUAGAAGCCAGAGACCAGAUGGUACUUGAUGCGGCAAUAACCGCAUUUUCGGAAAUCUGUAUUUUUGGGGUUUUGAGUGGCAAUAAGCUUGAAAAGUCAAAAUCCGAAAAGAUCCUAGAGCGAUUAGGGGAGUUGGGGAAAAAAGGGAAAGAGAAGGCUAUCCUUACGUUGGGAUACUUUUCUAUCAUCUUUCAUGAUGUAGAAGUGGCCGAAAGUUCAGUUGGAGGAGGGAAAGGCGAUAAUACGGUUCAAAAUAUAUUGGAAACGCUAUUCAGCUUACACGAAAAUCGGCAAAUUGAGGUAAAUUUCGCGACUGGCGAGGCAGUGGCGAGUGUAGCGGGUGGAUGGGAGAGUAAAGGUGUUAAGGCGAAGGUUGAUCUCAAUGGCUUUCAGGAUUCAAUAGUACGUGGGAAGGACACGACCAGGUUGAAAACGGUUGUGGCAAGGGUUUUGGGUUUUGUUAAAGAGACCAAGCCCGCCUUGAGAAAGGCAACCUGCGUCUGGAUGCUUAGCUUACUGGAAUUUCUUGGUGAAUCCGCGGAGGUGCAAUCUAAGCUUGGCGAGAUGCAGAGAGCAUUCAGGGGGUUUCUUGUGGACAGAGAUGACUUGGUACAAGAAACGGCCGCCAGAGGGUUAACAAUGGUUUAUGAACGCGGCGAUAGUUCGACAAAAGAUGAACUUGUUAAAAAUCUUAUUUCCAGUUUUACUGGUGAGAAGCGUACAUUGACUGGAAAUGUCUCUGCGGAUACAGAGUUGUUUGAACCAGGCGCGCUUCCCACUGGGGAUGGAAGCAUUAGCACAUAUAAAGAUAUCAUGUCCCUCGCCUCUGAAGUCGGUGAUCCUAGUCUUGUUUAUAAAUUUAUGUCACUCGCACGACACAACUCCCUCUGGUCCUCUCGUGCGGCAUUCGGCCGUUUUGGGCUUGGUUCAAUUUUAUCCUCAUCCGAUGUUCUUAAACACAACCCAAAGCUAUACCCAAAGCUAUACAGAUACCGAUUUGAUCCAAAUCCUAACGUUGCGAAGAGUAUGGAAGAUAUCUGGAAGAGCCUGAUAGGAAGCGACGAGAGAGAUGUAUUGGAGCUAUGGUUUGAGACAAUAAUCGAGGACCUACUUGACCAAGCUUUAGGGAGAGAGUGGAGAACAAGGGAGAGUUGCUGCAAUGCCAUCGGGGAGCUAGUUCAAGGUAGAGGUGUUGAAAAAUACGCCAAAUAUCUGGAGCGGAUCUGGGCAGUUGCAUUCAAAGUCCUUGACGAUGUGAAGGAAUCGGUUCGGAUCGCUGCGAUGAAGCUUUGUCGUGUUUUGACAGCGGCAAUGAUCAAAAUUGUUAAUGUCAAUGCGGGCUCUUCGCCAAAAGAUGCUGAAACAGUCUUGAAGAGUUUAAUGCCGUUUUUGAUGGGUUCUUCCGGACUAGAGGCAGAAGCGAAGGAAGUGCAGAUAUUUGCCUUGCGUACUCUCCUACAGCUCGUAAAAACAGGCGGGAAAGCGGUAUUACCCUAUGUUCCGAGCUUGGUUGACAAAUUUGUUGCGCUUCUUAGUUCGUUAGAGCCUGAAGUCGUCAAUUACCUUCACUUGAAUGCGGAAAAAUACAACACCACUGGCGACGACAUCGAUCGUAUGCGCUUGAGUAAUGUCCGCGGUUCGCCAAUGAUGGAUGCCAUUGAGCGUUGUUUGGAUUUAUUAGACAGCGAGACUAUGAAAACGUUUAUCCCACAGCUCCAAAAGACUGUUCGGAAGGCGUUGGGGUUACCAUCAAAGGUUGGCUGCAGUCGCAUCAUCGUAACCCUGGUUGUUCGUCAUGGGUUUAUAUCUAAACCAUAUGCGGACGAUUUAUUGAAAACUAUUCAAUCCUCACUCCAAGACCGGAAUGAAACAGUUAUGGUAAGCUAUGCUAGUGCCGCUGGCUAUCUUUGUAGAAUCGCCAGCGAUGAGAAGAUUUUGGGUCUUGUGUCAUAUGCAAGGAAAUUAUAUUUUGAAGGUGAAGAUGAGAAGCCUCGGGCUCUGGCGGGGGAAAUUGUAUACGCAAUCUGUAAAUAUGCUACCGACCGAUUCAAUGCGUUGGCCGUCGAUGUGCUUCCUUUCAUUUUUGUUGGAAAGCAUGAUCCAGAGAAGUCGGUCAAUGAGGCGUUUGGAAAAGCGUGGUCUGAGAAUACCGGAGGAACAGGUGCCAUUAAGCUUUACCUGGCAGAGAUUAUUGAUAUGACAAAGACACAUCUCACCUCCCAGCGCUGGGCCAUCAAACAGACCGCGGCUUUGAGUUUAGCAGACGCGUGUAAAUCUAUCGGAAAUGACUUGUCAGCGGAACAGCUACAUUUAUUGUGGCCUGUGCUCUUUUCAGCAACAAGUGGCAAAAGUUGGGAUGGGAAAGAAGCUGUGCUGGAAGCCCUCGUCUUAUUAGCUAUUAAUGGGAAAGCCCAUUUCGGCAAAAAUGAAGAGAAGCUAAUGGAGCUUAGAAAGAUCGUCUUGAGAGAGGCCAAGCGUAAUAAUCCUACUUAUCGAAGCUCCGCCCUGAAGAGUCUCGGAAGCUUGGCAGACGGUUUUGAUCAGCUAGACUUAUUCGAGGAAGCUCAUGAUAUUGUUAAGUCUUCGGUCUCAAAGGACAAUGAAGACGAUAUGGAUAUCGAUGCACCUGAUGGCCGAUCUAUCAAGAUAAUACAACAAGUUACUAUUAUCAAUGGACUUUUGGCGUUGUCUUAUGCUUUUCAGCCGAAGCUUAAUAAAUCAGCGGCAAAAACGGAGACUGAGGUCAUCCAGAUCCUAGACCUUGUGGACGAGUGUACUGCUGGUGCCAAUUAUGAGGUGAAGACAUGUGGAGCAGAAUGCAUUGAACACAUAAUCGGGAAGUUAUCGUCGGUGACCCUCACUCUUGACGACAAAAUCUGGGAUGCCCUCCUCGGGAGGAUUUGGCCCAGGAUCCAAGAGAAUUCUACGGAUCGAGGACACGAAAGUGUGAGACUCAAAUCUGCAAGUGCUAUUGUGGGUUUACUCAACCUCAAGGGGCAUGGAAGUAUCUGGGGUAAGAUUCGGGAAGAUCUUCGGGAGAUCUUAGCGGAAGAACGGUCAUCGGUAGUCCUGCAAAUUAUGGAGCCAGCGGUUGCGCGUUUCCUCCUUCAGUAA